Messenger RNA from Orbilia oligospora ATCC 24927, 1377 nucleotides. RefSeq lists its product as uncharacterized. Lineage: Eukaryota; Fungi; Ascomycota; Orbiliomycetes; Orbiliales; Orbiliaceae. The transcript is spliced from 5 exons. The record is from RefSeq and is a predicted model, not a curated record. The coding region runs from base 1 to 1377 and encodes 458 amino acids.
AUGGCCGAACCUCUCACCCAAAGUGAUAUAUUCUACAUCACGCUCACUUGUUACUACUGGGGCUCUUCUUCGCCACGUUUUACCCACGAACACACAAGUGAAGCCGUAAAAGCACUUGCGCAACUCUAUAUUGACUAUCCAAAUAUUACAGAUGAUCAAGUAGCAAGCUACUAUGGUUGGGACAUUAAAACAUACGACGUCAUGGCCAUGAAUUUUGCGCCAUUCAAUGAAACGGCGUUCGCAGCGGAGCUAUUACCGUUAGCGCCACAUCCGCGUUCUACCGGAUCAGUUUUGCCUUUGUUUAUCGUCUUUACGAUUCUCAGUACCGUGGUAAUGUCAUUAAGGCUGUGGUCAAGAUGGUCUUUGCUUGGGAGGAUCCAGAACUUUGAUUGGGUUGCUUUAAUUUCAUAUUUCUUAAUAGUCGCAUGGGGUGCAUAUGGUGUUCAUGCUAGUCUCGUGGGUGGUGAUAUGGCUAGUUGGUGUGAUCGGUCAUACUUCCAGAUUAAACAACAGUCAAUUGCUUAUAACGUCGGAAUGACAGCUUACCCAAUGGUCGUUCUAUCUAUCAAACUCGCCCUCUUGAUCUUCUAUUACCAACUAUCAACCUGGAACGCGCUUCGUACAGCCGUCUUAGUCACUGGUUUCAUAUCUAUCGGGAACGCAUUGGGUGGUUUCUUUGCCUUCUUGUUCCAAUGUCAUAAGGUAAACUUCUGGGACUCAGAGUUUGACCUGACUCUGAAAUGUGAAGUGCAUACUCUUAAGGCCAUCCUGGGUACUGGUAUUGUCAAUAUUAUCACCGAUGCUUUGGUAUGGGUGAUUCCUAUGCCGUUGGUGUGGAGGUUACAGUUGUAUCCUCGAGAGAGGAUUAUCGCAUUUUUUACCUUCGGGUUUGGUGGAAUCGCGUGUGUGGCUGCUGCCAUUCGCCUAGAAGCCGUACAGAAUUCUAUUAGAUUCGGGAUCGAUGGCAAAGACUCUAUUUUGCCGAUAAUUGCGUGGGGAAUCAUCGAACUUAACCUAGCUCUAAUAUGUAGCAGCGCCCCAGCUCUUCGCGCCCUUCUCAUGAAACAUAUCCCCAAGCUCCUCUCAUAUGGGAGCAGCGGGGCAUCAGAUAUCAAAUCCAUGUUCAAACGAACAGGUGGUAACAGUAGCGGGUCCGCUGGGACAAAAAUCCGGUCCGCGGCUGGUAAAACACAUAUUCAUGUUCAUUCCGAUCCUCAGUCUCCAGUCAGCCCUCAGUCCCCGUAUGGCAAAAACAUGUCAACAGCGUCGAUUCGUAUUGGGUAUGUUGAAUAUGAGAAGAGGGACUCCACGGGGACCGACGUUGAGUUACCGAUACAACAUCCGCCGAAGGCCGCUAAAAUAGAGGGGUUCGUUUGA